This is a messenger RNA of Penicillium griseofulvum, 3474 nucleotides long. RefSeq names its product Prenyltransferase/squalene oxidase. The record is from RefSeq and is a predicted model, not a curated record. Bases 1 to 3474 code for a protein of 1157 amino acids. The transcript has 6 exons. Gene Ontology annotation, molecular function: lanosterol synthase activity; protein binding. Gene Ontology annotation, cellular component: lipid droplet. Lineage: Eukaryota; Fungi; Ascomycota; Eurotiomycetes; Eurotiales; Aspergillaceae. Gene Ontology annotation, biological process: ergosterol biosynthetic process; triterpenoid biosynthetic process.
AUGUCUUCUACUCCUCAUAUUGGACCAUGGAGAACCCCAGCUGAGGGUCAUCUCACUCCAGAUGCCAAUGGAGAUCUUAAAACCGAUUACUCACGCUGGCGAUUGGUUGAUGAGGAAGGCCGUCAAACAUGGCGGUAUCUCGAAUCCGAUGAGGAAAACCAAAAGUGGCCACAGUCAAUAGCUGAUAAAUAUCACUUAGGAUUGCCAACGGGUCUUCCAGAGCUGCCAGAGGCCAAGACACCAUUGAAAGCUGCCGAGAAUGGGCUUUCUUUCUUCUCGCAUUUGCAACUGGAGCCUGGAAACUGGGCCUGCGAGUAUGGCGGUCCCAUGUUCUUGCUGCCGGGUAUCUUGAUCACCUACUAUGUGACCAAUACCCCUAUUCCGCCCGAGUAUGCAACGGAGAUCAAGCGUUACCUAUUUGCCCGUCAGCACCCAGAGGACGGUGGAUGGGGUCUGCAUAUUGAAGCCCACAGCUCCGUCUUCGGUACUUGUAUGAAUUAUGUGGCGCUGCGCUUGGUCGGUGUCAGCGAAGAAGACCCGCGCAUGAUCAAAGCCCGAGGCCUUCUGCAUAAAUUUGGAGGUGCCAUUUACGGUCCUCACUGGGCUAAGUUCUGGCUCAGUAUUCUGGGUGUGAUGGAAUGGGAAGGCGUCAACCCAGUUCCCCCUGAGAUUUGGCUUCUUCCUGAUUGGGUUCCCUUUGCUCCUUGGCGGUGGUGGAUUCACAUGCGUCAGGUGUUCCUCCCAAUGUCCUGGCUGUGGUCUAAGCAAUGGUCUCACCCCCUGGAUGACUUGACAAGACAGCUACGCGAAGAGCUAUACACUCAGCCAUACAGCUCUGUCGAUUUUGCUGCGCAUCGCAAUUCUAUUCACGAGGCAGACAAUUAUUAUCCCAAGACGUGGGUGUUGAAUGCAGCCAAUGAGGUGCUGGUUCGGCUCUGGAGCCCUUACCUUCGACACCCUAGUAUCGUUAAGCGAGCCGAGGAAUGGACCUGGGAGUUGAUUCGCAUGGAGGACGAAAACACCAAAUAUGCGGGGCUGGGACCCGUUAAUAACCCAAUGAACAUGGUGGCUUGCUUUAUCCACGACGGCCCUGACAGUUACUCUGUCCGUCAACAUAGGGAGCGGUUGAAUGACUACAUGUGGGUAAAGGGCGAGGGCAUGCUCGCAAAUGGCACCAAUGGCGUGCAAGUUUGGGACACAGCAUUCAUCACCCAGGCGAUCGUCGUCGCUGGUUUCGCCGACGAGCCCAAAUGGCGGCCGAUGUUGACAAAGGCUCUCGAGUUCCUUGAGGACCAUCAAUUACGAGAGAACGUGCCAGAUCAAGAUAAAUGCUACCGCCAACACCGUAAGGGCGCUUGGCCAUUCAGCACCAAGGACCAAGGCUACACAGUCAGCGACUGCACUGCCGAGGGUCUCCGGUCAACACUUCAGCUGCAGGAGAUGCACGGCUUCCCUAAGCUAAUUUCCGAACAACGGUUGAAGGAUGCUGUUGACUGUCUUUUACUCAUGCAAAACCCAAGUGGCGGCUUCUCCGAGUACGAAAGUACCCGUGCCUCACCCAAGGUUGAGUGGCUCAAUGCCGCAGAAGUCUUUGGCGGAAUCAUGAUCAGCUACGACCACCCUGAAUGCACAACAGCAUCUGUUACGGCCCUGUCACUUUUCAGCAAAUUCUACCCCAAAUAUCGCGCUGACGAAAUCCGUGCCGCCAAGCAGAAGGCUGUGGCCCACAUCAAGCACGUACAGCGGCCCGACGGUAGCUGGUAUGGCUCUUGGGGUAUUUGUUUCACCUACGCAGCAUUGUUCGCCCUCGAAAGUCUGGCCAGUGUCGGCGAGACAUAUGAAACGAGCGCCGACUCUCGUCGGGGCUGUGACUUCCUGAUCGAGAAGCAGCAGGCUGAUGGUGGCUGGGGUGAGUCAUAUCUAAGUAGCGCAACCCAUAAGUAUGUUCAGCACGAGAAGUCCCAGGUGUGUCAGACUGCCUGGUCCCUUAUCGGACUUAUGGAGGCGGGCUAUCCUCACAAGGAACCAUUGGAGAGAGGCGUCAAACUGUUGAUGUCUCGCCAGCAGCGGAAUGGCGAGUGGCUGCAGGAGUCGAUUGAGGGUGUAUUCAACCAGUCUUGCAUGAUCUCGUAUCCCAACUACAAGUUCUACUGGCCUAUUCGUGCCUUGGGCUUGUAUACUAAUCCAAGUGCAUCAAUUCAAGACCCUAAGUUUGUCGCCAUGAAUGCUGCAGCUAACGGUGACAAGGCUUCUGCCGCGUCCAACUACCCCGUUGCUAUCCAACACUACACCCACGCCUUGAGCGAGCUACCCCGCGCCCCGGCAUACUACAUUUCACGAUCGACGGCCUAUUCGCGCCUCAAGCCCGCAGAUGGUGGACCCAACUAUCAGGCUGCUCUUAACGAUGCUGAAAUUGCGCUCCAACUCGCUAGAGACCGUGGAAACCGCGAGUUAAUCCUCUCUGCUCAGAUGCGUCGUGCCGUCUCACUCUACCAACUUGAACGAUAUGGAGAUGCAGGAUUUCUUUUCGACAUCCUCGCGGAGAAAACAAAGAGCAACAAAGCCCCAGAGAAUAAAUCGGAGCAGGUCCAGGCUGCCAUGGCCCCAGCAUCCGGAUUGGGAGGCUCCAAAAACAACUACAGCACCCAGAUGCCGAUUUGGAUUGCUAAACUUCAACGAAAGCAGGCGGAGUUACAUAAGGAUGAUCCCAAGCUUGCUGUCUCUAUUGCCGAGUACCCAUCCUCCACCCAUAUUCCCACUGCAGGGGAGGCCAAGGCUCAGUGGGAGGCCCUCAAGGCUGGCACCCCCAAGCAGGCGGCUGAGCCAGAACGAGCGACAGAGCCCACAGUUAAAGCUGAGGCUGCUAAGGUUGCUCAAAAUCUAAACCUAAUCACCAGUGCUACGGCUACUCCUGCUGUCCCGGAGAAGGUUCGCCACGAGUGGUAUCAGUCGCAGGACGCUGUGGUUUUCUCGAUCAACUUCCCCCUCCCAUCUGGCUCUGAAUACGACUUCACCCUCGACCCGCUCUAUGCAGCUAUCAAUCCCGCCGAGUCCAAGUUCUCAGUCAAGAGCACCAAAAUUGAAAUCAAUUUGCGAAAGGAGACUCCCGGCCAGAAAUGGAGUGCUCUCGAAGGCUCAGCCAACCCCACUGAGAUCACAGACCGUCCAGCAGAGCAAAAGGCGCCAGCUACCUCGGGCCCUUCGUACCCCACCUCGUCACGACACGGAACCAAGGAUUGGGAUAAGCUCGCAUCUUCGCUCACUGGAAAGAAGUCAGAUGACAAAGGGGGUGAUGGAAACGCAUCGGAUGAGGAAGGUGAUGCUGUCGACGGGUUCUUCAAGAAGUUGUAUGCCGGAGCUGACCCAGAGACACGCCGGGCUAUGAUCAAAAGUUACACCGAAAGCCAGGGAACAGCCCUGAGCACAAACUGGUCUGAGGUCGCGAAGGGUAAAGUAGACGCUCACCCUCAAUGA